GGCUGCAGUGAACUCUGAUAGUGCUGCUGCACUCCAGCCUGGGUGACAGAGCGAUCCUGUCUCUAAAAAACAGGAAAAAUAUGACUAAAGAAAACCAAACUCAUCUAAUCUAUACAGUGAAAAAUAGUGGGCUAUCAUUCUUAUGCUAAUGUAAGUAUGCGUCAUUUUAAGAAGAGUUGUGUGUGUAUGUGUGUGUAUCUGUGGGUGUGUGUGUGUGCAUGAUAUAAAUCCAGACUUCUAAACGAGUGUCUGGGAUGGUGGUAUUAUUAGUAGAAGAUCAUUGGAACCUGUUACACAAGGAUGCACUAGAAAAUUUUACAAACUAUUAAAUUCUGUGUAAUUUAAAAUGUGACUUGAUUUACUCAGAUAUUUUACAAGGAUACAUGUCUCUUACAAAACAAGAUUUACUAACUUUGGUGCUCUUAACAUUGAGAGUGGAUAAUUCUUUGUUGUGGUGGCUGUCCUGUGCCUUGUAUGAUGCUGAAUGGAAUUGCUGGACUCAAGCUUCUAGGUGCCCGUCGUAUACACAUCCCUGUUUUAAAAAAAGCGUGUAUAAAUUUAAGGGGCACAAGUGCUGUUUAUUACAUGGAUAUAUUGCAUAGUGAUGAAAUCUGGGUUUUUAGUGUAACCACCACCCGAAUAACAUGCAUUGUAUCCGUUGAGUAAUUUCUCAUUCCUCAUCAUCCUACCACCCUCCCAUCUUUUUGAUUCUCCAUUGUCUAUUAUUCCACUCUCUAUGUCCAUGUGUACACAUUAUUUAGCUCCCACUUAGGAGUGAGGACAUAUUGUUUUUGACUUUCUGUUUUCGAGUUGUUUCACUUAAGAUAAUGGCCUCCAGUUCCAUUCAUGCUCCUGCAAAAGACAGUUUCGUUCAUUUUAUGGCUGAAUAAUAUUUCAUUAUGCAUAUAUACCACAUUUUCUUUAUUCAUUUAUCCAUCGAUGGAUGCCUAGCUGGAUUCCAUAUCUUUGCUAUUGUGAAUACUGCUGUGUUAAACAUAUGCAUGCCAGGUAUCCUUUUGACAGUGAUUUCUUUUGAUUUGGGUAGAUACCCGGCAGUGGAAUUGCUAGAUAAGAUAGUAGUUCUAUUUUUAGUUCUUUGAGGACUCUCCGUAUUGUUUUCCAUAGAACUUAUACUAAUUUACUUUCCCAUCAACAGUGUGUAUGAGUUCCUUUAUCUCUGCAUCCUCAUCAACCUCUAUUAUUUUUUGAAUUUGACAUCCACAAAUGUCUCCAGACAUUCUCAGAUAUUCCCUUGGGAGUAAAAUCCAUCCCAGUUAAAAACUUCUGUUAUGAAAUGAGGUGUACUUAUUCCAAGUUUUACAUGGGGAAUUUCACUGGUUUUUGGAUUCUAGUAGCCCUGACGUGUACGCUGGGCAUAACCAGAUAAGGAAAACUGGGCAAAGUGUGCACUAAGAGAUAGUAAGCACAUUAUUCUGGAAGAUGUUUUUCAUAACCAGAAUAGACUUUAUGAAUUCUAUCAGUUGUAAUGAGAAUCGGAUUGACAUUUGGGGACAGUCAGUAUAACGCACGCUAUCCAAAAGGAGGUGGCAUUGAUUUAUAUAAGUGAGAGCUUACGAGAAAACAAAGACAGGAAAUAAAGAAAAAGAAAAUCCCUGAUAAGUAUCUGAUAGAACAAAGUGCAGAACGAAAUGCAGCUAGCUUAUCUAAAAUUGGGCAAAAUCAUGUUCCAAAUGAAAGCUCAGUAGAUGGGAAGAGAGUAUUUGAACAUUUGAUGUGAAGAAUGAGAUUUACUGUUCCACAGAUACGAACACAUUGAUGAGAGCUGUCAGUUAUUAGAACUUAUUAACAUCAGUGGGAACACCAGAAAUGUGCUGCACAGAAAAUUAAAUUUAAGACUCAUUGAAAAUGGUGUUAUAUUUUCUGAACUGUUACAUUGAUUGAUUAAAAUUAGAUUCUCCAACAAAAUAGGAACUUUUAAUAUUCUAGGAGUGAAUAUGAGAUGAAUUUAGGUGGAAAAUGUGUUUUAAAAAGAUGUAUUAUUAACCUCAGAGAUUCAGAAUUAAUGUCACCAACCCCAAAGAAUGCAGUAUAACAUUUGUUAUAAAUGACCUCAUAAUAGGUUAUUUUGUAUUAUCGUUUUAAAUUUUGAUAAUAAAUGGGCACAUUUUACACCUUUUAUAAUAAAAGGGUAUAUGCAAAACCAGUUAUUUUUAUUCCAAUGUUAAUAAAAUAGCAAUAAACCUCAUUUCGUUUGAAGUGCCAACUUCCACUCCAUAUGAAAUUUCUAAAAGUCUGGGAGAUAUGCACCAUCUAGUUAAGAAGAUUUUCAUUCUAUAAAAUUGUAUAAUGCAGUGAAUCCUGUUCUUUUCCCAUAUACAUUUAUUUAAUAUUUAUAUUCGAUACAAGGAAUCUGUAUUAUUUUCAUUAAGCUACUCAUAAACAUAAGUCUUUUACUUCUUCUUGGGUACAUUUUUAAAAAUUUGGUUACAUUUUUGAGAUGUCGAUGCCGUGGUUAAAAUAUUCCAACUGAGUAACGGGUUGGGUUUACAAGAAGUUUUUGCUCUACAAGGAAAUAGGUCAAUAAAUUAGACUCCAGUCAAUUAUAGGAUAAAAGAAAAAGUUAAUUUAUUAUGUAUUAUUGCACACAGUGUUUGAUGUAUGUAUGCAAAUUGCUCCCAAAUACAGUUUGGUUGCAGUUGUGCUCCACAUUUAUGGUGGAUGUAAUUUUGAAUAUGUGCAGUGCAGAGAGAGCAUAUUCUGACCUCAUUCAUCAAAUGUGAUGCAAAUGUGUAGAAACAGCAAGGUCAUUUUCGUAUGAUGAGAAAAUGUCUGUUUGAAAGUAAACGCAUCCACCCAUCCAUCCAAAGGUUGCAUUUUCUCAAUUCCCAGUUCUAAAUAUGUGUGUGUGUGUGUGUGUGUGUGUGUGUGUGAGAGAGAGAGAGAGAGAGAGAAUCUAGUGCAAUUUUGUUGUUCUACUUUGUUCCAGGUUUGACAUUUUAGUGAUUGAACCUAAAAUACCUUGAUUCUUACCCUCUAAUUUUACAAAUAAAAUCUGGUUUGCUGUUAUGGAUUGAGCUGUGUUAUGGAUCGAAUUGCAUUCCCCGAGAAGAUAUAUUGAAAUCCUAACGCCCAGUACCUCAGAUUGUGAUCUUAUUUUGAAAUAAGGUCUUUGCAGAUGUAAUUACAAUGAGGUGAUUCAAGUGGCCCUCAUUCUAUAUAACUGGUGUUGAAACCACCAUGAGAACACACAGACACUCACAAGGUGAAGAUGGCCAUCUCAUGGCGGAAGCAGAGGUUGGCAUGAUGCAACUACAAAAAAGGGAAUCCCAAGGAUUGCUGGCAACCCCCUGAAUUUAGAAGAGACAGGAAAGCAUCCUCACCAAGAACCCUCAGAGGGAGCAUGGCCAACAUCAUGAUUUUGAACUUCUAGACUUCAGAACUUUGAGAGGGCAUAUUCCUGUUUCCUGAGAUGUAAGGCUUGUGAUCCUUUUUGACAGUAACUCUAGGAAACUCAUACACCAAGGCACAGAGUUCUUUAUUUAAAUCCAUUUUUUUCAUUUGAAAAUAUUUAUUUGACAAAAACUGCAUAUAUGGCAAAACUGUAUAUAUGGCAAGUGUCCAGUAACGACUGGAUGUACGUAUACAUUGUGUAACAAUGAUCACAUUAAUGAACAUAUAAUAAGCAAAUUAAUGAACAUAUCACUCAUAGCCCAUGUGGUACAUAAUGGAUGGGCCCGAAGUUAUACAGCCAGCUUGGGGCAGAGCUGGGUUUGAAGGACAGACUCCUCACCCAGCCACACUUGUCUUCCGGAAUCAUGUUCCCAUAGUCAUGAGGAUUUUAGAGACUCCACUGCUCCAUGCCACUGCAUCAACACAUUGUGGAGUGGGGGACCCAUAUUUCAUUGCAGGUGUCUGAAGAUCAACAGUGGGGUUUCCCUUCCCUCAACUGUACAAUGUGUGAUUGGACCUAUCUCCAGGGCCUUUCUAAGCUAUGUGAUUUGAGAACAAUCAUCAUUAUAAUUAAGACUGUCUCAUUUUAAACCAUGAUUAGGGAUGUGAGAUGCUCUGUGUGUUUUCUAAAUAAACUUCAUCGCGACCUGGUUAAGUGUUGGAUGUGAAUUGGCAAGAGGGGGAUUACUAGUAGAAAUGGUGUAAUUUCAGACCCAUUCACAAGUAUUUACACACUGCAAGACAUCUAGAUCCUCAGAAGUCAGGUGGUAUCCUAAAAGCACGGUGUGUCAUUUAUGGUAGACAAUUGAAAUUGCACUGAAAUUAAACUUGGUGGUGGGGAGUACACUUCAUAGUGUUCAGUUUUUGCUUUCACUUUAUUCUAUGUCUGACUCUCAGGAAAUAGGAACUGCAACAUUGGGUUUCUCCCGUGUAUUUUCAACUUCAAACUCAUGCAUUAUAAACCAUUAAGCAAAUGAUCAAACACUACAUCUUUCCCAGCUCUUGUAUGGACAUACAGUUUUGUUAUUCAUGACUUCUCUUUUCUUAUCUGGGAAGAGAUCUUUCUUAACCUUUAGAAAUUGGAUUAAUGCAACCCUCUUUAACCUCACAUUUGAUGUGAAUGUCAGAACUUUUUGAAACUUAGCUGUGCUGUUAGUACACUGAUCACUGAGUGCCUGUUGCCUGGCAGGCACUGGGCUGCCCAGUGAGGGUAGGUGAGGAACAGACACCAGCUCCCUCCUGGAGUGUAUGCUCUGCUGGAGGAUAAAGACACUUCUCAAGCAAUAGCCUAAAUGCAUCUGACACCAUGAUUGUAAUCAUGGGGCUAGGAUAAUAUGAGAAUUUGUAGGAAUGGGGAUGCUGUCAGGGUUCAUGAAAAGUCUUCCCAAUGAUGAGAGAACUGCAAGUUGGGAGGAGGUAGAAAUAACGAAAGAAAUGGUUGUAGAGAUGAAUACAUUGUGGGAUGAUCGUGUUGCAGGGUGACAUCUUUGAGUGGUAAAAGGGAUAGAGUUUGGGCUCCUGCUGCAAACCCUCAGUGAUGCGUUGUAAUGGUAAGAAUUGGCUCAUUGUUUCCCAGUUUGCCUGAUUGCUGCAUCCACAAAUCCAUGGGUUCUGGGGUUAAUUCCCAUCCAUUUUAUUGCUGAAUUUCUCAGAAUGAGUCUUCGGUACAUUGUUACUGAAAGGAGUUGCUAAACCCAAUGUCUUCAUUGCUUUUGAAGCAGAUAGUCCAGUGUAGUGUUUCUCAAACAUAAGCAUCAUUGUCUCCUAGAGGGCUCGUUAAAGGCAAAUUGCUGGGACCCAUCCCAGGAGUUUCUGAGUCAGCAGAUCUGAGAUGGGACCCAUAACUCCCCAGUUGAAGUUGCCUUUACUGGUUUUGGGAUUACCCUUUUAGAACUACUGCCUUAGGGUAUUUCUAGGUUAUGUGUGCACACAUGACCUGCUUGAGUUUUGAGCUCAACGUUCUGUUUUAUUCUUUCCUGUUCAGAGGCCGGCAUCCACAGCUCUGGGUCUCAUCAUUUGCUUUUUGUCAUGCAGUUGUGCUCUACUGAUUUAUACGUUAUCUUUAUGUUUUCAGUUUCCCAGUCAAUUCAAGCCAAUGCAUAUUUAUUGGGCAUCUACCAUGUGCUAUGGACUGUGAGGGACUUAAAGAUUAAUAACAACAACCAUAAAAACUCAUUGAUAUGCUGGGCAUUAUUUAUUUCCCUAUGGCCUCCAAAUGCUUGGCUCAUAAUUCAAAACACUACAGCAACGUGAAGGCAGCAGAUUGUUUGUCACUUCAGGGAUCCACAGGUAUAUGGCUUCUCAAACGAAGAUCUGGUAAUUCCAGACUGCAUGCAGCUAUUCUUCCUUUAAAAACUGAGAAACCAUGCAUACAACAUCUUUUCUUCCUUCUUCGUUUAUACAUUCGAUAACUAUGUACUGCCAUCUUACUUUGAGAAGGUCAUCACGCCAGAUACCAUCAGUGAUAGAAACACGGAUAAGAUUCAACCUCUGAUCCCAGGGAGAGCAGACUCUCAGUAAGGAAGACAAAAUGAUAAAUGAAAAUACCUAUAUUACAAAGCAUGCACAUCACACAUUCCAUAAGUGAGUAAAAACACAGACCUUGGCAGCACAGAAUCUUGUUUUCCAUUUGUGUCAUUUUGGACACUGCAUUGGUUAUCUAUUGCUGCAUAAAAAGUUCCUCUAAACCUUAGGUUAAAACUGCAAGCAUUUAUCAUCUCAUGCAUUUCUAUACAUCAGGGAUUCAGGAGCAGUGUAGCUGGCCAGUUCUAGUUUAGGGUCUCUCAUGAUGUUGCGGUCAAGUUGUAGACAGGGCUUGCAGUUUUAUGAGGGUGUUGGAGAAUCUCACUUACGUGUUACUUGGCAGGAGGCUUCAGUUCUUGGCCAUGUGGGCUUCUCCCUAGGGCUAGACAUGUGACAUUAACAGCUGGCUUUUCUGAAAGUGAGGAGAGAAAGAGGGAGGCUGAAAGGGAGUCUAAGAUGAAAGCCACACACUCUUAGAACUUGAUCUUGGAAGUGACACCUUGUCACUUUGGCACUUGAUUUGGAGGUGACACCUUGUCACUUUUGCUACAUGCUAUUGGUUGUUCAAAUCAAAUCUGGCACCAUGUGGAUAAGGAUUGCAGGAAGGUGUUAAUAGCAGGUGUCAAUUGGCCAUCUUGGAAGCUAGACUAUCACCAGAAGCUCUUCCAAAGGAGGUGGCUCACGAGCUGCAUAGAAUUUUGUCGUAAGGACAAAGGAGAAAGUGUGAACAAAUACAUAGGUACAGCAGGUGUUGAGGAAUAGGGUGUGUUGUGUUGAGUGUUGUCUCAAGGGCAUGUUGAGUUUGAGUUUGGGUGAUGAAAUUGAAAUCAGAUCAUUUCAGGUGGUGCAACUCGAUGGUAAGCCUUAUAGAUAUUAUUCUGUAGGCAAUGGGGCAAUCAUAUUAGGACUUUUGCAGAAUUAUUUAAGGAAUAUCAGUUUCAUGAUAGUAGAGGUAGUGAUAGAAGACAGAACGUCAGUAAUGCAAGUUGAGAUCUACUUAUAGAUUCAACUGUGGUAGAGAUUGAGGAAAUGGGGAAGGCAUGAGGCUCUGCAGAGGCAUUGGAAGGAUGAUACUGAUAGAACCUUGCAAACUAUUGGAGAGAGGCCAAGACAAUGAAUAACCAUACAAGGUUGCAGUUAUGGGUGGAGUUGUCCAGUUAAGAAAAGGGAGAGAGUUCAGAGGUAGGUGAAGGUCAGUAUUAUUAGUAUUAUUAGAUGCAGUAUUAUCAGAUGCUUGUCAAAAAAAAAAAGAAGUAAAUUAAGCGUAUAAAACACUUUAAAACAGGUAUAUAGAAAGUGUUGAAGGCAGCCCUGACAUUACUUAUCUUUGGCCCAUCCUUGUCUUUCUCCUUCAUAGUCUAAAAUGUUUUACAAAGGACUGUUUCUCAUGACACUGAGAAUGAACCCCAAAUUCCUUUCACUGACCUAUUCCACUUUUAUACAGUAAGCCUCUUACUCACUUCUCCAGCUUCAUCCCAGGCCAUCCUCUUCUCACUGCACUGCUGUCCCAGUCCUCUUUCGGUUUUGUGAUCUAACUGAGCGGGUACAGUGUUAGGACAUUUUUGUGUGCCACUUCCUUUGGCCAGAACACCCUGUCCUGUUCCCAUUUAAAGUGGUUUCCACCCUCGGUUGUGUUCUUAUUCAACCCAUUAUUUACUUUCUUCUCUGAGCUCACCUGAUCUUGAAGGCUUUUUUAUUCUUUGUCUUAUUAUGGAUAUGUGUGGAGGAUCCAGGGAGUUAGUGAAUUUUUCUCCGCAUUCUGUAAACAUGUGUAUUGCAUGAAUCUGGAAUAGAUCAGCACUCACUGGGUAUUUAUUAAAGAAAUGAGUAGUUGUAAGACUGUAGAUUUUCACUGGAUGAAUGAGAAAAUCAAAUGUUGUCUGGUAAAAACAGGUGUUAAGUCAGCUAUCACAGUUUUCUGGGACAUGCAGUCAAGCCAGAGAGACUCUGAGGGAAGGCCGUCUUUCAUUGUAUAAUCAACCCACUGUAGAGGAAGGUUCCUCUCUCACCUAAGGGAACAUGGAUCUUCCUUGAUUGUUCACUUUGGUAUUUCUAAAUUAGCACGAUUUACCAAAAAUGUUUGGGUCACUCAGUACAUGCAUGUGAUUUAUUUCUAAAUGGCUAUCUUAAAAAAAAUCUUCCUCAUCUGUAUUAAUGUCCCUAGAGUUUUUACAUUUUUUAGCCUGUAUUUCAUUAAAGAUGAUGUCAUAGAAAAUUUUUGUCAAAUUUCUCAUUCUGGUCUGUGCCUGGAAGAUUGAGAGUGAUGCAGUCUAAGAAAGUUCAGGAUUUUGAAGUUUAAUCAUUUACAUUCUAACACUAAAGCUAUAAAUCUGCUGUGCAGUGUUGCUUACUUCUACUGCUCACUGGAUGGAUAAGUCUAUGUGCUUUUUAAAUUUCUUAUAAAGAUUUGGGUCAAAACUAGCAGUGUGGUCAAUAAACUAAUUUCUUGAGAGUUUAUCAGAAUUGUGGGAUGAUUUGGGAGGAGCAGAAUUGUGCAAAAUCAAUCCUCUAUUUUUAAACUUAUUCUUCUAAAAUUCUAAACAGAAAUUUUUUAUUCAUUAAUAUUUUCUUGAUUUCAUAAUGCUAAAAAUUAAGUAAAAUGAAUGUUGUGUUAAGAAAUGGGAGCAAAUCCAAGACAAAAAAUCAGAUGAUUUAUUAAAUUUGCGACUUAAAAAAAAACACAGUUUGAAAGAUUGCUCUGUUUGAGGAAAGGACAUAAAAUUUUGUUGAGAUAACUUAGGGUAUAAAUCAAGGUCAUUUAUGUUCAUUUGAACAUUCAUACUCACAUCUGGAAAUAUCCAGAAUGACCACACUAAAUCCUGCAGGUAAAUUCUUUUCUCAGCUAAGCAUGCCAUAUUGUUGUAGUUAAUCAAGAAAUCUACCAAAAUUAAAUUUGUCCUCCUACUUUUUAGCUUAGAAAUUUAGGGGAUCACUGGGACUCAAAAGAAAAUUCAAUAAAUAAUGGUCCAUCCUAGGGUUACUUCUUUUUAACUUAAAAAUCCCUCUGAGAUAUCCUCAGGUUUUAAAAAUAGCUUUUUAUUUUCCUGUUUUUGUGUGUGUUUGUGUAGGCCUACAUGUUCAUAUUAGUCAUCAGUGUUGUCAGAACCUUGGCUAGCGUCAUAGUCCAGACCUCUUGAGGUCACUUGGGGGUCGGCUACAGUUUUCACCUCUUGCUUUUCAUGGGCCCCACUCUGAGAAAGAUGCUUCUUCUCUCUCUCCUCUUUCAAGGUCAUCUUUGAGGACAUCUUCUGAAGCUUUUUCUGAGAUGCUGCCUCUUCUGAGCACAACACUGUCUAUUCUUGUAUCACCAGUAUAGGAGCUCAUGCAAUUUAUAAGUACUUGCCUUAAUGAUGCGCUCCCUGAAAGACCUUGAGGAGAGGGAUCAGGUGGCAUUCAUCUUUAGGAUCCCUUCCCUGUCCUCACAGCACAUUCAUGGUCCACGUUCAGCAAACUUUUGUACAAUGACAUGACUUAGGGUUUCUAGACAAUCUGUAUUGUAAUUUAUGUUGAUACAAAGGGAUAAUGUUAGCAUCAAAUGAAAAGUCAGAGUUCUAUCAAUGCCAUCUUGAUGAAAAUAUUUAUAUCGUUAUAUCUUAUGUCCUAGGUUUCUUCUUGACUGACUACUCAGGGCGAGUUGGAAUCGCUAUAUGUCUCUCUCUGAACCCCCAUAUCUUUAGUUGUAAUGAUGAACUUACAUGGAGAGGCUUAUUUGAAACAUCAUUAUAGUGUGGAUGAUAACCUUCUUAGUUUCCACAUCUGAUAUUCCUCCAAAGGGAACAGUGUGCUGAGAUGGAAAAAAAAAAAUCAAGUAGGUUUCCAGGGAGGCAUUUUUAAAGGCACCAUCUCAGAAGGACGAGGCAAUGGCUGCCUUGGAGUUUUCAUGAGAAAUUGUCCCUGGAGGUGUUAGAUGGUCACAGCUUCCUUGGAGCAUUGCAGUUGCUGGAAUCCAGUUUCAGGAUUAAGGGAGGGCUGCCCCCUCGCAAUGGGCUGCCAAGAAAACCGCUGUGCUUGUUCUUAACCUCAGGCUCUGUCUGUGAUCAGUCUGAGAGUCUCUCCCAGGUCUUCUGCUCCCUGGAAAGCCCUAUCUCUCUGCAGGCUUGCCUCUGGGCUUUGUCUCCUUGGAGCCACAUCACUGGGACAGCUGCGGAUGUGGAUGCAGAUUUGAACCAUGUCGCGGCCCCAGGGACUGUUAUGGCUUCCUCUGUUGUUCACCCCAGUCUGCGUCAUGUUAAACUCCAAUGUCCUCCUGUGGAUAACUGCUCUUGCCAUCAAAUUCACCCUCAUUGACAGCCAAGCACAGUAUCCAGUUGUCAACACAAAUUAUGGCAAAAUCCGGGGCCUAAAAACACCGUUACCCAGUGAGAUCUUGGGUCCAGUGGAACAGUACUUAGGGGUCCCCUAUGCCUCACCCCCCACUGGAGAGAGGCGGUUUCAGCCCCCAGAACCCCCAUCCUCCUGGACUGGCAUCCGAAAUACUACUCAGUUUGCUGCUGUGUGCCCCCAGCACCUGGAUGAGAGAUCCUUAUUGCAUGACAUGCUGCCCAUCUGGUUUACUGCCAAUUUGGAUACUUUGAUGACCUAUGUUCAAGAUCAAAAUGAAGACUGCCUUUACUUAAACAUCUACGUGCCCACGGAAGAUGAUAUUCAUGAUCAGAACAGUAAGAAGCCGGUUAUGGUCUAUAUCCAUGGGGGAUCUUACAUGGAGGGCACCGGCAACAUGAUUGACGGCAGCAUUUUGGCCAGCUACGGAAAUGUCAUCGUGAUCACUAUUAACUACCGUCUGGGAAUACUAGGGUUUUUAAGUACCGGUGACCAGGCAGCAAAAGGCAACUAUGGGCUCCUGGAUCAGAUUCAAGCACUGAGGUGGAUUGAGGAGAAUGUGGGAGCCUUUGGCGGGGACCCCAAGCGAGUGACCAUCUUUGGCUCGGGGGCCGGGGCCUCCUGUGUCAGCCUGUUGACCCUGUCCCACUACUCAGAAGGUCUCUUCCAGAAGGCCAUCAUUCAGAGCGGCACCGCCCUGUCCAGCUGGGCAGUGAACUACCAGCCGGCCAAGUACACUCGGAUAUUGGCAGACAAGGUCGGCUGCAACAUGCUGGACACCACGGACAUGGUAGAAUGCCUGCGGAACAAGAACUACAAGGAGCUCAUCCAGCAGACCAUCACCCCAGCCACCUACCACAUAGCCUUCGGGCCCGUGAUUGACGGCGACGUCAUCCCAGACGACCCCCAGAUCCUGAUGGAGCAAGGCGAGUUCCUCAACUAUGACAUCAUGCUGGGCGUCAACCAAGGGGAAGGCUUGAAGUUCGUGGACGGCAUCGUGGAUAACGAGGACGGUGUGACGCCCAAUGACUUUGACUUCUCCGUGUCCAACUUUGUGGACAACCUUUACGGCUAUCCUGAAGGGAAAGACACUUUGCGCGAGACUAUCAAGUUCAUGUACACAGACUGGGCCGAUAAGGAAAACCCGGAGACGCGGCGGAAAACGCUGGUGGCUCUCUUCACUGACCACCAGUGGGUGGCCCCCGCCGUGGCCACCGCCGACCUGCACGCGCAGUACGGCUCCCCCACCUACUUCUAUGCCUUCUAUCAUCACUGCCAAAGCGAAAUGAAGCCCAGCUGGGCGGAUUCGGCCCAUGGCGAUGAGGUCCCCUACGUCUUCGGCAUCCCCAUGGUCGGUCCCACCGAGCUCUUCAGUUGUAAUUUCUCCAAGAACGACGUCAUGCUCAGCGCCGUGGUCAUGACCUACUGGACGAACUUCGCCAAAACUGGUGAUCCAAAUCAACCAGUUCCUCAGGAUACCAAGUUCAUUCACACAAAACCCAACCGCUUUGAAGAAGUGGCCUGGUCCAAGUAUAAUCCCAAAGACCAGCUCUACCUGCAUAUAGGCUUGAAACCCAGAGUGAGAGAUCACUACCGGGCAACGAAAGUGGCUUUCUGGUUGGAACUCGUUCCUCAUUUGCACAACUUGAAUGAGAUAUUCCAGUAUGUUUCAACAACCACAAAGGUUCCUCCUCCAGACAUGACAUCAUUUCCCUAUGGUACCCGCCGAUCUCCUGCCAAGAUAUGGCCAACGACCAAACGCCCAGCAAUCACUCCUGCCAACAAUCCCAAACACUCUAAGGACCCUCACAAAACGGGGCCCGAGGACACAACUGUCCUCAUUGAAACCAAACGGGAUUAUUCCACUGAAUUAAGUGUCACCAUUGCCGUUGGGGCAUCGCUCCUCUUCCUCAACAUUUUAGCCUUUGCGGCUCUGUACUACAAAAAGGACAAGAGGCGCCAUGAGACUCACAGGCGCCCGAGUCCCCAGAGAAACACCACAAAUGAUAUCGCUCACAUCCAGAAUGAAGAGAUCAUGUCUCUGCAGAUGAAGCAGCUGGAACAUGAUCACGAGUGUGAGUCGCUGCAGGCACACGACACGCUGAGGCUCACCUGCCCACCAGACUACACCCUCACGCUGCGCCGGUCGCCAGAUGACAUCCCACUUAUGACGCCAAACACCAUCACCAUGAUUCCAAACACACUGACGGGGAUGCAGCCUUUGCACACUUUUAACACCUUCAGUGGAGGACAAAACAGUACAAAUUUACCCCACGGACAUUCCACCACUAGAGUAUAGCUUUGCCGUAUUUCCCCUCCUAUCCCUCUGCACCACCUGCUCAGCAACAUAGAAGAGAUAAAGAGAGAGAGAAAGAAAGUCUCCAAACCAGGAAUGUUUUUGUCCCACUGACUUAAGACACAAAUGCAUAAAGGCAGUCAUCCCAUCCCAGCAGACCCUUCUCGGUGUUUUCCAGUAUUACGAGAUCGACUUCUGACCCUAUGAAAUGUGAAAGGUACACAUUUCUGUUAAAAUACUGCUUUAAGAUCUCUACCACUCCAACCGAUGUUUAGUGUGAUAGGACAUCACCAUUUCAAGGACCUGGGUGUUUCUAACAUCAUGGAAGCAGCUGACACUUCUGAAACUCACCCAAGGACACUGAAUAUUUUUUAAUUACAAUGGAAAUUUAAACAUUUCUUUCUGUGCCACACAAUGGAUGGCUCUCCUUAAGUGAAGAAAGCGUCAGUGGGCUUUUGCCCAGCACAUGGAGCUGUAAUCCAGAGAGAAGGAAACGUAGAAAUUUAUUAAAAUAAAAGAAUGGACUAUGCAGUGAAAUCUGUAUGGUUCUGUACAAAGAGGUGUUUUGCCAGCCUGAACUAUAUUUAAGAAACUUUGUAAAAAUUAAAAAUGUAUAUAGCUGUGAGUUUAAACAAAACCACAAACAGACAAACAAGAAAAAAAGCUUUUAUUGGUGUUUUCAGUUUGAAAGAGCUUUUAGCAAGGUUGUGCUUUUCAUUGUGCUCUGUAUGUAUAUAAAUAUAUAUAUAUACACAUUAGUCAUAUCAGCUCUGUUCCUCCCCAACAAAAGAGGCUUUUCUUCUUAAUUACUUGUGGUAAACAAAGACAUGGGAUUUUCUUACAUGAGAUUCUCAUUUGUAGGAGGAUGUGAUGUCCCACAGAAGACCCCGACGGUCUGUGUGGCCUAUUUCCCCCGUCAGGUUGCACAGGUGCAUGCAAGAGCAUUCUUAGGAGACCAUUGUUUUGAAAAACUUUGACUCGUAUGUGUUAGCCCUCAUGAAAUUGCAGUACAGAGAUGGGUCCCCAAAGUGGAAUGUAUUUACAGCUUGUUAAAUUAGAGACAUGCACACACAGAGAAUCAGCAGGGAGAAACAAAAAUACAAGUCCCAUUCUGUAGCUCUGGCCCUUUGAAUAUGUUUAGGAAGAGUUGCUUCCCAUUUCAGGGCCCUGCCAAAAAAAGAAGAAAGCUUGCCUUUGGUGGGGCUAUGCCCUGUGGAGUAAAUACGGCUCUGUGUUCCCUAGCAGCUGCGGGACGGUUUGGCCGAUGAAGUACCUGCUCAGCUUAGCUAAUCAGAUUGAAGGAAGACAUGUGUCUUUCCUUUUUGUUUAAGCACUCGGUCCCUUAUUUAUCAGUAAGCAGGUUUUUAAAAAUUUUUUGUAUCAUUUAUGGGAUCAAACAAAUGAUUGUCUGAAAAUAUCACUUUUUGUGAAUUUGUAUAUCUGGUCACCAAACGAUGAAUAUUAUGGAAGAAUGGGGGAAGAAAAGGAUAGAACAUUAAAACUGCUUUGCAUGGGUUUUCUGGGAAAUUAGGAUAACUUCACUGAGAAGACAUUGAAUGGAAAUUAUUCACCCAUUUUAAGUUGGUGACCUAGGGAUCAGAGAUUUUUCUUUCCAAUAGCUUGUCAUUUUCUCAUUUCUCUUCUCAUUUUCAGGAAAGUUUUGAGUGUUAUAAGGUGGAAGGAAACAUAGUAGCAACAGUUACUUUAUAUUUUGUCUUUCAAAAAUUAUUGCAUUACCAAGAAACAGUAGCCAAAGAUAUUUGAAGAUCAUGUCCCUCGGCUCCAUUGUGGGUUAUUCUAGAAAUCCAGUCUUAAAUCUCUCUGCUAAAGUGGACAUUCCUCAUAAAAAUUGUCCAGCUGCCUGGCUCUUUUGCAAUAACAGCCUUUGAUUACUGAAUCCCUACACUCAAACUAUAGUGAUGUAUCAGUGUUUGAGAGUGACCUCUAGAAAAAAGAAAAGUGUUUUUAGAAAUGCAUAAAAGUCAUCCCCAAAUCCUAUUGCUUAUCUUGGGUUAAAUUUGAGAGUGAUUCUCUGUAUAUAAAUAUGUGAAAUAUUAUUAUCUCAACUUAGCACACGUGAAGCAACAUUUCUUUCCUACAGAGAGGUGUCAUGGUAAGAUUUCAUUCCCAAUUCAUUGUUUCAUAGAGCUAUGAUCAGGCCAUUUCUGCAAGCAGUGUAUUACCCCACCUGAGCAACCACAAAUAGGCUCUCCGUGAAACUACAAAGGAAGUGAUGUGUGGCACCCAUGCUGGUUUCGUCUGUCUGUAAUGUGAAUUCCAGUAUUUGUUUAGUAUUUCCAAUUGUCUCCUGCUAGCAAUAUGUACAGUAACGCGUCAGGCUUGUGACAUUUGAAUAAGGAAAAACAGAGUUCCUGUUAAGUGAAUAACUUUAGCUUUUACAGGGGAUUAUGAUCAAAAGUGAUUUAGUACAUCUUAAAUGAUAUCUUAUUUCUACAUGGAAAGAAGUUAUAGAAUCUUCAUAGAGUUCUAUGAGAAAAAAAUAUACUUGCUAUCUAUGAAAAAGAGAAAAAAGAAAAAAAAUGAGAAAAAUAAGAAAAAAAAAUCGUUUCCUAGGCUUUUAUUCUUGAUCUUCAAAGGCACGCAGGGUUUAAUGGUUCCUUGGGUUAUUAUUUUGCAAUUUUGUUUUUUAUUUUGCCUUAAGUAAUGUUAGAAGAUAUAUAUGGCCGGACACAUAUGUAUAAACUUUUCAGCAGCAUUUUUAAUAAUAAAAUAUCACAGUAUUUUCUAA
This is a messenger RNA of Chlorocebus sabaeus (green monkey), 15299 nucleotides long. Lineage: Eukaryota; Metazoa; Chordata; Mammalia; Primates; Cercopithecidae. The record is from RefSeq and is a predicted model, not a curated record.